Messenger RNA from Physcomitrium patens, 1475 nucleotides. RefSeq lists its product as uncharacterized. Lineage: Eukaryota; Viridiplantae; Streptophyta; Bryopsida; Funariales; Funariaceae. The record is from RefSeq and is a predicted model, not a curated record.
UCUCUCCCUGUGUGUGUGUGAGAGAGAGGGUGGGUGUUUGUCUCCUUGGGCUUGCGCUGUUGUGUAUGUGCACUUGUAAUUCAAUCCACUCAUACUCUACUCGGUAGAGGAGCCAUGGCGGCCUCCCACUACUGCGCUCUCUCCCUCUCCCCCAUCCUCUCUUCUCGCUACCAUCGUUACUGCGUCGUCCCUCACUCUCUCCCACCCUGCUCCGCACUCUCCCCGCCUUCCCCCCGACGCCAGCAGCCCUGCCUCAAACUGGGCGUUGAUGAUCAGGCUCCCAUCUCCCCUUCGAAAUUGCACAUCUCUCAUGAGCAAUUGUUACAGUUUGAGAGAGUGGGGCAUGUCUGUGUGCGGAAGUUGUUUGACUCUCAGGAAAUGGGAGGUUUGAUCUCGGCAGUGACCGAUGCAGCUGCUCGGGAGAAGCUGAACGCUUACAGACACAGGGUGGCAGUGUUGUGCCCUGGUGUGGAUCCCUUCUCUUUGCAUUCCAUCGCUGAGGCUGAGACUGUGAUUCGCGAACAGGGGACAGAUGAACUGGGUUUCCUACAAAACUUCAAUCUGCAUCAGAAGUCGCAUCAAGUCAGACAGUGGGCGAGUCAUCCCCGUAUGCUGGCCAUGGUAGCUGAACUGCUAGGUGCACAAAGGGUGCGGCUCUACCAGGACUGUCUGUUCCAGAAGAUGCCAGGGUUUGGGGUUACCAAUUGGCACUCGGAUCUAAACAUGGUGCCCCUGGAUACCAAUUCAUUUCUCACCGUCUGGAUUCCUCUCCGCUCGCUCGCCAAGACAGACUCUAGCCUCCAUUUCGCAUCAGGCUCUCACAGAGAUUUCGCACUGGCGUAUUGGCAGAACAACCAGGGAAUGGCCAACCUUGAGAGCAGGGGCUAUCCUGUGGUAGAUUACCCCUGCAUGACUCUCGGUGAUGUGAGCAUACACCAUGGGUGGACUUUACAUUGGGCUCCAGGGCAACCAGGAACUGGCCCAGCUCGUGCAGCAUGGACAGUGAGCUACUUUGCAGAUGGGGCAAAAGUGCUGGCGACUCGGCAUACGAGACGAAAGCUGCAAGACGAGGAUGGGUGGAGUUACCAGGCAUGGCGAAAGGAUUUGAAGGAAGGCCAGGUAGCGAGGCAUCCGUUGCUUCCAGUCGUGUACCCAAUCACCAUAGACGACUCAAAACAGCAACGACGUGGAACAAAGAAGAAAUGAAUUACUUCAUGUAAGUCGGCUCUUUUCUGUUAUCAAGAUAGACUUUUCUGGAAAUGUUGUUCAUGGAGUAGUAUAGCAGGUUGGAUCAAGCGGCAGUGAUAUUCUUUUUAUAUUAUCUAGUUGUAUGUGUGUAUGAAAUGAAUUACACCGAAGAGAUACACUAUAUUGGUCUUAACUAGGUAUUCAAUUACGUGUACUGUUUUCCAUGUACAAUAUCGAGUUGAAUGAAGUAGUAAACACAGACUGGUGUGUUGCCACAUUUCUAAGAA